Molecule: messenger RNA, 2371 nt
Organism: Propithecus coquereli (Coquerel's sifaka)
Lineage: Eukaryota; Metazoa; Chordata; Mammalia; Primates; Indriidae
Gene: LONRF2
Product: LON peptidase N-terminal domain and ring finger 2
Exons: 9
Coding region: 1-1857 (618 amino acids)
Molecular function (GO): protein binding
Source: RefSeq, a predicted model, not a curated record
AUGAGCCCCGAGCCGGUCCCGCCGCCGCCGCCGCCCCAACGUCCCGGCUGUGACCGCGGGGAGCCGUUCGCCCAGCGGUUAGAGAAGGGCGACGAGGCCUUCCGCGAGGGCGAGUACGAGACGGCAGCCGAGAUCUUCCGCUCCAUGCUGGCCGGGCUGGCGCAGCCGGACCGCGGCCUGUGCCUGCGGCUGGGGGACGCGCUGGCCCGCGCUGGCCGCCUCCCCGAGGCCCUGGGCGCGUUCCGCGGCGCCGCGCGGCUCGGGGCGCUACGGCCGGAGGAGCUGGGGGAGCUGGCGGGCGGCCUGGCGCGCGCCGUCGGCCUGCGCGAGUGGCGGCUGUCCGCGGGGAAGCCGGGCUGCACGCCCGAGGCGCCGAGCGACGGGCAUCCGGUCUCGGCGUCCGCUGCGCCCCGCGAUCUGCUAGGCUGCCCGCGCUGCCGGCGGCUGCUGCACAAGCCGGUGACGCUGCCUUGCGGGCUCACGGUCUGCAAGCGCUGCGUGGAGCCGGGGCCGACGUGGCCGCAGCCGCGGCGAGUCAACGUGGUGCUGAGCGGCCUCCUGGAGAAGUGCUUCCCCGCCGAGUGCCGGCUGCGCAGGCUGGCGGGCCAGGCGCGGAGUCUGCAGCGCCAGCAGCAGCCCGAGACCGCGCUGCUCAGAUGCGACCAGGCCCUGGACCUGGCGCCUGAUGAUAAUUCAUUAUUGCUGCUGCGAGCAGAGUUGUAUUUAACCGUGAAGAACUAUGAGCAGGCUCUACAGGAUGCCAGUGCAGUUUGCCAGAAUGAACCUCUCUUGACUAAGGGACAUCAUCUAAAGGCUCAGGCUCUUUCUGGAUUGGGAAGAAGUAAGGAAGUGUUGAAGGAAUUUCUCUACUGCCUUGCUUUAAAUCCCGAGUGUAACUCUGUGAAGAAAGAAGCACAGAAGGUAAUGUGUGAGGUGCUUUUUCCGGCUUCAGAAAAUGUGCAUCAAAAUUUAACAUCUUCCAUCCAAAGCAAAUUACAGGCUCAAUGUCAGAGCCAUGGAAACACCCAGUCUACUCUGGAAGGAGGAGGAGAUGCAGGGAGCUCUGAGUUGUUGGCAAGCAGAAAUUUUAAUAUUACUGUUCUGGCUGAAGAAUUGAUAUUUCGAUACUUGUCGGAUGAAUUGUCUGAUAGGAAGAGAAUUUAUGAUGAAGAAAUGACGGAGCUAUCAAAUCUGACCAGAGACGUCCCCAUCUUUGUGUGUGCCAUGGCCUUCCCCACCGUGCCAUGUCCACUCCACGUCUUUGAGCCCCGCUAUCGGCUUAUGAUAAGAAGAUGCAUGGAAACCGGCACCAAGCGGUUUGGCAUGUGUUUAUCUGCUGAGCACGCAGGGAUUUCCGAGUAUGGCUGCAUGCUGGAGAUUAAGGAUGUCAGAACUUUCCCUGAUGGAAGUUCAGUCGUAGAUGCAGUUGGCAUUAGUCGGUUCAGAGUCCUCAGCCACCGGCACAGAGACGGCUAUAACACGGCGGACAUUGAGUAUAUUGAAGAUGAGAAGGUGGAAGGUCCAGGGUAUGAAGAACUCACCACGCUUCACGAUUCCGUUUAUCAGCAGUCUGUCUCCUGGUUUGCAUCUCUCCAGGAUCACAUGAAAGAACAAAUUUUAAGUCAUUUUGGGUUAAUGCCAGACAGGGAGCCUGAGCCUCAGAGUAAUCCUAGUGGUCCUGCCUGGUCCUGGUGGAUCCUGGCAGUGUUACCACUGGAACGCAAGGCUCAGCUGGCUAUACUCGGCAUGACCUCGCUGAAAGAGCGUCUCCUUGCCAUCCGACGAAUAUUAGUCAUCAUCACACGUAAGAUGAAUAGUCGGCAAGAGCUGGCUAAUACCAGGGAGAGAAAUAAUUGAUUCUUUCUCUCUGUCAAGGUCACUGGGAGCCCUUGUACUUUUAUGAGUACCAGGCAUGGACGAAUAGCCAUCCCAUUCAUUGCCUUUGUAAAAUGCUUGUUGAUAGGGUUACAAAGUGGAAUACUUGCCAAACAUUGACUUCUACUCAAAAGGUACAAGUUUGUGUCUGGUGGAAUCUGACCCUCUACAAGGUUAGCCUGAAGUUUGAACGGAGCCCAUGGUUGGAAGACAACCUAAGAAAAUCUCUUUGAAGCAGAUGCUUCAGGAAUACAGUUCACUGACAGCAUGGGACACUGCAGAUGGUUUACAUGUGGUUCAGGUUUCACAAAAAAGAAGGAUUCCCUUCUCAGUCGGUAUCUCGCCCUGCCAGAUGGAAACAGCAUGCCUCAGUGGCUAGACAAUAUGGGGGAACCACAUUUUUAUUUGGAAGUGGAUUUCUUAGAAUCCAGGCUAACCGAAAAUGUGCUUAGGCUUUGUGUGUCGCUGUGAAGUUGUCUGUGAAAUUGAAGAAUCA